Molecule: messenger RNA, 878 nt
Organism: Ceutorhynchus assimilis (cabbage seed weevil)
Lineage: Eukaryota; Metazoa; Arthropoda; Insecta; Coleoptera; Curculionidae
Source: the annotation of a GenBank genome assembly
CUCGAAUCACGUCUUCUAACCAUCAAAGUCCAAAAUUUUAAUUAUUCACUAUUCAGUCGAAGAAAAAUAAUAAUGGCUUUAAUUGGAGUAAGAAGCAUUCUAAGAUGCGGCCAAAGCAUAAGUGAUUCUCUUCUCUUCAAUUCAAGAAGUAUAACCAUAAGCAAAACCAAAUUUAACAAAACAGUUGAAGAAAGUAGCAAGAGCGAAUCAACAGAAGUACCUCCUCCUGAAAUUGGUAAAGGAAAUGAAGAAUUUGAAAAAUUCAAUAAACAAAUUGCAGAGCUUACAGACAAGAAUUUAGAUUUAGUAGAUAAAUAUAAACGUGCAUUAGCGGACGGUGAAAACCUUAGACAAAGACUAACAAAACAAAUUUCGGAUGCGAAAAUUUAUGGCAUUCAAGGAUUCUGUAAAGAUCUCUUAGAUGUAGCCGAUGUUCUUGGAAAAGCAACAGAGACUGUGCCUAAAGAUCAAAUAACAGAUAGCAAUCCUCAUUUAAAAACCCUUUAUGAAGGCUUGAUAAUGACUGAGGCUCAACUUAAGAGUGUUUUCAAAAGACAUGGAUUGGAACCUGUGAACCCUUUGGAUGAGAAAUUUGAUCCUAAUUUCCAUGAAGCCUUAUUCCAGCAGGAAGUGGAAGGUAAAGCAGCUGGCACAGUCGUGGUAGUUUCUAAAAUUGGUUAUAAAUUACAUGAUAGAGUGUUAAGACCAGCUCUUGUAGGAGUUUCUAAAUAAACUAAAAAAAAAGUAUUAUAAUAAUAUAUUAUAUAUUUUUGUUUAAUUCCAAGUGUUCUAGUGCGGAUUUGAUUAUAUCACAAGAACUUGUUUAAAAGUGUAAUUUUUUUGUUUUUAUAUAAUGUAUUAGAAAUUUAUUAAGAACU